AUGUCUCGAAUAUGCUUCUGCAACAGCAAUAUCGAGAGAGGAUUUAAGAAAUACUCUGAAUUGAUUUCAUGCCUCCUUUUGGCUGAACAAAAUAAUGAAUUGUUAUUGAAAAAUCAUGAAUCACGACCUACUGGUGCUAGCCCAUUCCCUGAAGCGAAUGCAACUCAAUCUCAAAAUCAUGGUCGUGGGUGUGGACAUGGCUGUGGAAGAGGCCGAAUGCGUAGCCGUUGUCGUGGACAAGGUCGUGGCAAAUAUGUGCCUUAUAAUCACAAUGAUCAUAACCGUGGCAAAAGACAAAACAACUCCCAGAAGUGGGACAAUAAUGAUAAGAAAAGUGAAGAAAAGAAACAUUAUGAGGAAAUAUGCUACCGGUGUGGAAUAGAAGGUCAUUGGUCCCGUACCUAUCGUAUGGCAAAACAUCUUGUUGACCUCUAUCAGGCAUCAUUAAAAGGGAACGGCAAAAAUACCGAGACAAAUUUCAUUGAUCAAAACAAUGUUUAUGAUGAUCUUGAUGAUAUCACACACCUCGAUGUAGCUGAUUUCCUUGAGCAACCUGAAGUUGCAAAAUGA
Molecule: messenger RNA, 570 nt
Organism: Asparagus officinalis (garden asparagus)
Lineage: Eukaryota; Viridiplantae; Streptophyta; Magnoliopsida; Asparagales; Asparagaceae
Exons: 1
Coding region: 1-570 (189 amino acids)
Molecular function (GO): nucleic acid binding; zinc ion binding
Source: RefSeq, a predicted model, not a curated record